AUCUGGUCGUCGCCCCACCAACAUCGCGCCACGGCCCGUUGCUCUGCGUUUUCAAGCCCGGGAGGCCGUUUCCAGGCCCCUGGACCGCGAAGCAUCAGCUCAGGAUGGCACGCCGUUGCUUGGGAAGAGGUCGAGGUCCCCAGGGGCCCAGGUCGCAAAACACAUGCGUCGUUCGAGGAGACAGGACUGGCGUGGGUUUCCUGGCGCUCCUCGCGCAAUGCCCGCGGAAGGGGAGCCGCGCUUCGCCCUCGUCGCGCGGUAUCGCCGCUGUGCUGCUCGAGAUGGCCAGCGCCAAUGGGAGACGACAGACUUGCCACCGAGGUGUACAGCUUCUCAAGCUUCCUGGCAUCUCUGGUUGCCCUUGCGGGAUGGCUGGUGUGGGUGAGCGUUCCAGAUGACGUGCUUGUCUCCUGGGGAAUCACGUAUUAUCCCGACAAGUGGUGGGUGCUGGCAGUGCCAACUUACAUCGUGACGCUGGGCGCCUUCAUCACCGUCCGGACGUCGCCGCGAACAUGA
Molecule: messenger RNA, 516 nt
Organism: Prorocentrum cordatum
Lineage: Eukaryota; Dinophyceae; Prorocentrales; Prorocentraceae
Source: the annotation of a GenBank genome assembly